GUGUUUUCAUUUAAUAUUCUCUAGGUUUUUAUAGGUCGGAACAGGAAAUACAUCGACGCCUCGCCAGUAAGCAGUGUAUAACCGUCAAAUCGAAAUGACUGUGAAAUCAUCAUGUUGACUGUGUUUGGAAACAAUAUCGGAUUUUUCAUUCACCAUAAUCAGGUCAGUGCAUGUCCAUUGGAUUGCUAAAUAAUUGAAUAAAAGUAAACCAUUAUUGUCGUGACAAUGUAGGUGGAGCGUGACCGGUAAUAAUUAAAUAUUUUCAUGGACUCCAUUUCGGGUGGAAAAAAAGAAACAUUUCGCUAAGGAUCGAUGGAUUUUAUCGACCAGCUAGAUGACAAGAAAGACAGUGUACAUAAUGUAACAGAAUAUAAACACAGUGCCAGAGUAUGAUUGAGGAUUUGAUUCGAGAGAAAUGAGAAGAGUACAACGCUGGAUAUAUAUUGUGGUGGGUGUAUAUACAUUAUGUACCAUCCUCAUAUGGCGUUCUGAAAAUGAGGGAAUUAUUUAUGCACCAAUAGAAGAAACUGAAAGUCAGAAAGCAUCACCGACUCGUGAGCAGCACGAGGUUAAACCCAAUUUUAACAAGGCCCCUAAUAUUGUCAAACCAUUGCCCCCCAAAAUAGACACUGCAGGAAGUCGAGGUUCAAAAUGCCCAGGACUUGAACCCCCUACUAAUAUUCUAAGGGACUAUUGGCAAUCAGCGAAUGGAAACAAUGUGUAUGUCUACUCAGCGUAUUUCGAGCCCAGUCGAAACCAAGUGGUGGUGAUCGGGGCACGGAACAAGAACUCCGGCUCCCCCUUACGGUGUCAACUCUGGGGGGAAGAUGGACGACUGGAGGUUACAACAGCCUCCCAGAGAGACAUGCCAGAGGGGAAAGGCAAAAGGUUUACAUGUACAUUUUACAUGUGUUCAGUGCCUGCCAAGAUGAAACCAACAACAGUUUCUAUGGUGACGUCAGAGUGCGGCAAACCAACAUCAUCAAUCUAUGUUCAUGGACCGGAAGGAAACAAUGGCAAUUUCACAGUCUGCGUCACUCCUCUCAACUUUAAUUAUAGCAAAGCAUAUGAAUUAGUAGAAAUGAUUGAACUUAACAAGAUUCUUGGUGCCUCCCAUUUUGUUUUUUACAAGUAUAGCAUAAACAAAAAUGUUGUCCGAGUUUUGGAUUAUUACAAGGAUAAGGGUGUCGAGCUCAUCCAAUGGAAUCUCCCAAUGCAGGUCGACACGUGGCCAAAGAAGAACAUUCCGGUGGAGAUACAUUACUUCGGCCAGUUAGGUGCUUUGAAUGAUUGUCUUUAUAGAAAUAGGUACAAAUCCCCAUUCGUUGUCUUUCAGGAUCUUGACGAAUUUAUCAUACCACGAAAGCACGCGAACUGGAGUGAGCUAUUUGCAACUUUACCAAAAAACAAAGGAUCGUACAUGUUUCGAAAUACCUUCUUCCGAAAAGACUGGCCCGACACAGAUCUUAAUUUCACUGGAAAACAUAUCGCUCAAAAAUAUAAGUUAGUGACCUUAUUAAAACAGUUCAGGGAAAGUAAGAUAUUUCCUAGGAAGCAUAGAUCGAAAUAUAUAGUUAACCCCCAAAACGUAGAGGCCCUUGGUAUUCAUUCCGUGAACCGUUUCCGGGGAGGAGGAGAGCACUUUGUAGAGCCAGGCGAGGCGUUAAUGCAUCACUAUAGAGACUGGGAAAACCCCGGAGAUAAGCAACCACGAACUAAAGAUGACAGCAUUCUAGUGUAUAAAGAUAAAUUACUCAAUAAUGUACAACGAACAUGGGGUAAUCUAAAGGAUGUACAAUUAGGUCCAUUACCAUUUAGUUAACAUCAACUCAUUGUGUAAGAGAGAGAGAGAGAGACUGUACUGUGCCUUCACCAAAAUAUUGUAAAUCUUGGUGCAUGAUAGACGGUUAUCGAUUGAUAAUUGAUGUACAUUUUGUGUUUUGUUGAUUAUGGAGAAAUCUAAAGAAUGAUGUCUCUUUGUUUCAUAUAAAAAAAACCCAGUCUGAACCGAAAACCAAUAUUGUAAUAAUACUUGUGAUAAAUGUAGUAGUAUCUCCGACGUCAUUCACAACUCUCCAAUUAACAGAUGAGAUUAUGCUAAAUUUUGUAUGCAAUAUUUUGAACCAUGUGAAGAAGUUGGUUUUUCAAACCCUAGUAACUCAUUGUUAGGCUUUAUACAUGUUUAGCUUACCUGAGCCAAAAGCUUAGGUGAGCUUUUCUGAUGAAAAAAAGAGUCUAGCGUCCGUCUGCCGUUUCCCUCUUCAGAAUCACUCACCCAAAUUCAUUCAAACUUGGCACUAAGUUUCUGUGAUGAUGAUCCAUGCCUGUUCACAUGGAGGGAAACGCUUUUCAAGGGUGGGAUUUGAAAUAAGUUCAGAAAAUAGGGGUUUCUUUUAAAUAUUUUUUUUAGAACAAACCUGUUACAAAAGAAAAAAAAAGCAAUAUUAGAGUUUCCGUACUGAAUGUAGAUUCAAAGAAUUUGUUUAACCUUGUGAUAGGUUGGAACCACAACAGGUUAAAGUUUUAUAUAGCAAUUCAUUACGCAAGUGAUUUAAGGCUAGGUAUAGGCGUUUCUAUGCAAAUGAGCUAAUAAAAAUGCAUAAGAGGUAUAUUUAUUAUACAGAGAAAGCUUAAAUUCAUUUUCUUAUACAUACUUAGUUCCCAAGGCAUGUUAUAGCUAGUGCACAUUAUGACGUCAUAUUAUGACGUCAUUGUUCUUUACUACUCAAAGUAAUAAAACACAUCAACAGACGGCUUUGGCGCAAGGGCAUACCCUAUUUAAUUUUAAGUAAAUAAAGUAUAAUUCUAUGAAGAAUACUCUAAAGAUUAAUAAAAGUGCUGCACAAAUUCUAUGCAUUUUCUCGUUUGAUAAAAAUUUGAGGAAACUAAUACUGGACUGUGAAUUUUUACCCCAUAUCAACUCAAAACUUUACAAAUAGUAACUAAACAAUUAAUUGGUCGACAUUUGUGCAGCAAUAUCACAAAUCCUUGUAAUAUUCUGCUUCUAAUUAUACCCUGUUUCUUUAAAAAUAAAUAGGUUAUGCCCUUGCGCCCAAGCUUUUUUGUUGAUGUUCUUUAUAACUUUGUGUAGUAGAGAGCAAUGACGUCAUAAUAUGACGUCAUAAUGUGUACUGGCUCAUUCGGCAAACCUCGGCUGAUUCCGUCACCUUCAUCAAACUGAUGAGGUACGAAUCGGCCGAGGUGUGCCGAGUGUGUACUGGCUAUUACUUGUCGCGGGUACCAAGUUUUCAUUAGAAAAUAAGUUUUAACCUUUUCUGCAUAAUAAUUAUAGCCCUUAUGCGUUUUAAUUACUUUAUUUUCAUAGAAACGUCUAUGCUUAGCCUUAACUCACUUGCGUAGGAAAAAAUUAAUAGUUUUCUCAAGAACAGCAUGACCAUUUGUCAUUUAGUCAUCUUGACAUGCAAGCAAACAAGUACAAAGACAAUUGUCAGGAUGAGAAUUGUGACGCAGGAGAGAGGUUUGUGCAUCUUCAUGCGAUUGAUUUGCAUUUUUUAAGCGAAAAUUUGGCCUUGCAAUAAGAAAUAUUUUUAUACAUAUCGUUAUAUGUUUCUGUUGGUGAUUUUUUUGAAUUACUCAUAAAAAUUACUAUGCACAAAUGUAUUUUAAAAUUUUAGAUUUUUGAAACUAAAAUGUACAACCAUUGUUUAGUCCUGUUUCCGCUUAAAAUCACAUAUUCAGAAUGUUAUCGUGUACGAGUUUACCGUUUCUGAAAUGAACACCAGGAAUUCCUUGAUGCUAACGUUUUAAAUUUUUCAUUAUAUGGUGUUUUUAUAUUUCUGUGCCAUCAACUGAAACAUUAUUUAUCCAUAGCAUUUCUUAUUAAAUCCUCUAUCGUGUAUUUUCAGUCUAAAGAGUAUGAUAGAGAUACAUUUUAGAAUUACUUUAAAAAAUAUAAAAUGAAAAUGUAUAUUUUUUAAUAAUGUACGUGGAUUUUGAUCGUUCAUUUUGAAGAUUUGUUCAUAUUCGCUAAUUUUGUGUGCUUGUGUUCAGUGUGUGUUAAUAUUUGCCAGAUGGUGGGGUGAGGUGUUGGGUGUGUAAGGGUGAGGUGUUGGGUGUGUAAGGAAUUAAGUGUUUUACCCUAUCCAGUUUUUCAACUGUUGAUCGAAAAUAGUGGACCUCUGUGUACAUGAAUUGAAUGUUUGUCUUUGCUCAAGUUGUUUUCCAUCCUGUUCAUUCUAAUUGUUAUUAAAUUAUUUAAUUUAUUGA
Messenger RNA from Saccostrea echinata, 4227 nucleotides. RefSeq lists its product as uncharacterized. Lineage: Eukaryota; Metazoa; Mollusca; Bivalvia; Ostreida; Ostreidae. The transcript is spliced from 2 exons. Bases 416 to 1822 code for a protein of 468 amino acids. The record is from RefSeq and is a predicted model, not a curated record.